AUCGAAGCAUGCAGCAGAGGAAACAGAGGAGGCCCGGACCAGCUCUGCGAAUCUGCCAUCGUCUGCGAACGCCGGACGCUUCCCCAACCUCUUUUGUCCUCUCGCUGCUUAUUACAUCUCCACUCCAUUACUCCCACUCCAUUUACUCUCCCUCCAGCGUCAGCGACUAGCCAGCCAGCGAUGCAGUCGUCGUCACGCGCUCUCGCGCACGCCAACAAGCCGCCGCGGAGCCACGCGCGCUCGCGCUCCCAGGCCGCGCAGGUGCGCCCGGACCCCGGCUCCAUGGAGGAGCCGCUCGCGGAUUUGGAGUUCGAGUUCCUGCCCGAGGCGUUCCGGUUCGACAUGGCCGGCGGCCGCAAGGCGGAGGAGGUUGUUGGUGGGUUUGACAAGGUGAGGAUCAGCAUUGCGUCGAGCGACGAGGAAGGGGAAGGGGAGGCAGAGGCGUUGCCGAGGCGCUCGUUUUAUGGGGCGAGCCACCCCCCGGAGCCGGUGGAGGACAUGGUGGACUCCGUGUUCGUGCCCGUGGAUCGCGGGCGGGGAGACACGAAGAAGGCUGCGGCGGCGGCGGCGGCUGUGAAGCCGGUGAUUGUGUGGGACGCGUCGCCGCCGGUUAGCGGCGCGGCGAGCCCGCACGGCAGAAGCAGCACGGGCGGCGACAGCUCCAGCGGCGCGGUGGCCUGCACGGUCACCAGCAUGGCGCCGAGCGGCACCGCCACGAGCCGGAGCGCCAAGACCAGCGUCAGCAGCAGCAGCGCCGCCAGCAGCGACUGGAGCAGCCACGGCACGUCCGGCGCCGGCGCGGGCGAGGGAGGGAAGAAGCCGCACAAGGGCGGCGACCCGAGGUGGGCGGCGGUGGUGGCCGCGCGCGCCCGGCUCGACGGGGCGCCCCUCGGCAUGUCCCACUUCCGCCUCCUCCGCCGCCUCGGCUGCGGCGACAUCGGCACCGUGUACCUCUCCGAGCUCGCUAACAACAACAACAACAACAACAACAACAACAAUGGCGGCUGUGGCUCCCCACCGUCGCCGUGGUUCGCGAUGAAGGUGAUGGACAAGGCGGCGCUGGCGCAGCGGCGGAAGGAGGCCCGCGCGCACACGGAGCGGGAGAUCCUGCAGCUCCUGGACCACCCGUUCCUCCCCACCCUGUACGCGAGCUUCGAGACGGACCGCUUCGCGUGCCUCGUCAUGGAGUUCUGCCCCGGCGGCGACCUCCACGCGCUCCGCCAGCGCCAGCCGCGGAAGCGCUUCCCGGAGCACGCCGCCAGGUUCUACGCCGCCGAGGUGCUCCUGGCCCUCGAGUACCUGCACAUGCUCGGCGUCGUCUACCGCGACCUCAAGCCGGAGAACGUGCUCGUCCGGGACGACGGCCACGUCAUGCUCUCCGACUUCGACCUCUCCCUCCGCUGCGCCACCGCCUCGCCCACCCUCCUCAGGCCUUCCCCUCCCAACCCAGGCGCCGCUUCCGCCGCCGCCUGCGUCCAGCCCACAUGCUUCAUGCCCAAGAUCUUCGGCAAGAAGAAGAAGAGCGCCGCCGGCACCACGGCGGCCAGGUCGCCAAAGAGCGGCGAGAAGCAGCAUGGCGGCGCCGGCAUGCCGGAGCUGGUGGUGGAGCCGACGGCGGCGAGGUCGAUGUCGUUCGUGGGGACGCACGAGUACCUGGCGCCGGAGAUCAUCAAGGGGGAAGGCCAUGGCAGCGCGGUGGACUGGUGGACGCUGGGCGUGUUCCUGCACGAGCUCAUGUACGGGAGGACGCCGUUCAAGGGGCAGACCAACCGCGCCACGCUCUUCAACGUCGUCGGCCAGCAGCUCAGGUUCCCCGAGGACGAAUCGCCGGCGACGGCGACGAGCGAAGCGGCCAGGGACCUCAUCAGGGGCCUGCUGGCCAAGGAGCCGCAGGGCCGGCUCGGGGUGAAGAGGGGCGCGGCGGAGAUCAAGCAGCACCCGUUCUUUCAAGGUGUCAACUGGGCGCUCAUCCGGUGCAGCACUCCCCCCGGCGUGCCGAGGGCCCCCGUGGAGCUCGUUGUUGUAGCGCCGGCGGUGCCUCCUGCACCGCGACCAGUGAAGCCGGCGCCGGUGCCGGUGAACAGGGUAGAGAUGAAUUACGGCGGCAGCAAGAGGAUAGCGGAUGAUCAUGUGGAGUCCGGAGGGAAGUUCCUGGACUUUGAGUUCUUUUAGGGGAGUUUGCUUGUGUUCUUGCAGAAAUUCUACAUCAACACCUCAUAUUGGCUGAGAUACUUAGUUCUGAAAAUGUUGAGUUGUUGUAGUGAAGCAUAGGCAAUGACAUAUCUGACCAGUUUUAAUCGUGUUUCUUAAUCACUCUCUUGUUUGGAAUUCCCUUGGCUGGAGUACGAUUUUAAAUUGCCUUCGA
This is a messenger RNA of Brachypodium distachyon (stiff brome), 2365 nucleotides long. Its product is annotated as serine/threonine-protein kinase D6PK. The record is from RefSeq and is a predicted model, not a curated record. Lineage: Eukaryota; Viridiplantae; Streptophyta; Magnoliopsida; Poales; Poaceae. The transcript has a single exon. Gene Ontology annotation, molecular function: ATP binding; protein serine/threonine kinase activity. Gene Ontology annotation, biological process: protein phosphorylation. The coding region runs from base 181 to 2172 and encodes 663 amino acids. Gene Ontology annotation, cellular component: cytoplasm; plasma membrane; nucleus.